UAGAGGGCACGGAUUGCAGAACGUGGUAAUAGACAGUGAUAACGAUGUUGCUUUUACAAAUUUGGUUGACAACAAUGAUUUUCCUUAUGGCGAAUGGUGUUCUCGGUGUUCAACAAUCCUUACAGUUGUUCCGUGAUCCUUCGUUUGACCACAAGAUUCCAGUGAGUGGAAUGGUGUUAAGCGAGUUCGAUGACAUUGCCAGUGUGUCUCAGUGUGGAAAAAGCUGCUUUAAUCGACCAGAGUGUGUUUCCAUUUUCUUUAACAGUGCAACAAAACAAUGUAUAGCGGCUGGUGACCUUGCAGACCAUCAAAUGGUGUCAGCACCAGGAUUCCAACAUUACACCACUCAAAGUUCAGAAGUCAAUAAAUGGCUGAAGUUUGGUCAAUCCCAUUACCUACUGAUAAAAGAAGGAGCAAACCUGUACCAAGCCCAGAAAAAAUGUAAAGAACAUGGAUCCAAACUUGUUGAGUUAGAAACCUUGGAAGAGAGCAGAUUUGUAACAGACAUCGCUAUUAGGGAAAAGAUAGACAUAAUGAUUGGUGUGACAGAUGCAUUCAAAGAAAAUGAAUGGGUGUUCCUAUCCUCGCUUGAAGCCGUUCCUUUCACCCAAUUCAGCAGUGGAAACCCUGACAAUUACAACAACCAAGACUGUGUUUGUAUAGCAGCUUUUUGCGAUUAUCAGUGGGAUGAUUUUAAUUGCUUGAAUGAACAAAGAUUCUACGUUUGUGAAAGAUUUGUUGGGUUUUGAAGGUCGCGGUCAGAUUACAACUGUAACGGAUGGCAUGAGAAUGUUGCAUUAUUCAAAGGGUCACUUCUCAACCAUGCAUUCUUGAAACUGUCGCAUGUUUUGCUUUAGUUAACUAAACCUGAUAUUGUAUAAGGCACAAUUUCAUUGUAUAAAAAUCUUUAUUCCUGACAAUUGUUCUUUACAA
This is a messenger RNA of Magallana angulata, 933 nucleotides long. RefSeq names its product perlucin-like protein. The record is from RefSeq and is a predicted model, not a curated record. Lineage: Eukaryota; Metazoa; Mollusca; Bivalvia; Ostreida; Ostreidae. Gene Ontology annotation, molecular function: carbohydrate binding. The transcript has 4 exons. Gene Ontology annotation, biological process: biological process involved in interspecies interaction between organisms. Gene Ontology annotation, cellular component: external side of plasma membrane. The coding region runs from base 45 to 749 and encodes 234 amino acids.